CUGCGCCGGGCGGGCGGGCGGCGGCGGGGGGGCCAGCGGCCGCAGCCGCCGGGGGGACGCGAGGCGAUGGAACAAGUGGAAAUCCUGAGGAAAUUCAUCCAGAGGGUCCAGGCCAUGAAGAGUCCGGACCACAAUGGGGAAGACAACUUCGCCCGGGACUUCAUGCGAUUAAGACGAUUAUCUACCAAAUAUAGAACAGAAAAAAUUUACCCAACAGCUACUGGAGAAAAAGAAGAGAAUGUUAAAAAGAACAGAUACAAAGACAUAUUACCGUUUGAUCACAGCCGAGUUAAACUGACUCUAAAGACUCCUUCCCAAGAUUCAGACUACAUCAAUGCGAAUUUUAUUAAGGGAGUCUAUGGGCCAAAAGCAUAUGUUGCAACACAAGGACCAUUAGCAAAUACAGUUAUAGAUUUUUGGAGGAUGAUAUGGGAAUACAAUGUUGUAAUCAUUGUAAUGGCAUGUCGAGAAUUUGAAAUGGGAAGGAAAAAAUGUGAACGUUACUGGCCUUUGUAUGGAGAAGAUUCUCUUACAUUUGCACCAUUUCAAAUUUCUUGUGAAGCUGAACAAGCUAGGACAGACUACUAUAUUAGAACAUUGUUACUUGAAUUUCAAAACGAAUCUCGUAGACUGUAUCAGUUUCAUUAUGUGAACUGGCCAGAUCAUGAUGUUCCUUCAUCAUUUGAUUCUAUUCUGGACAUGAUCAGUCUUAUGAGGGAAUACCAAGAACAUGAAGAUGUGCCUAUUUGUAUACACUGCAGUGCAGGUUGUGGACGAACAGGAGCCAUUUGUGCCAUAGAUUAUACAUGGAAUUUGCUAAAAGCUGGGAAAAUACCUGAGGAGUUUAAUGUAUUCAACUUAAUACAGGAGAUGAGAACACAAAGGCAUUCUGCAGUACAAACAAAGGAACAAUAUGAACUUGUUCAUCGAGCUAUAGCCCAGUUGUUUGAAAAGCAACUUCAAAAAUAUGAAAAAUACACAGACUGGAAAAUUUCUGAUGUAGUGGAUGAAAUUAGCACAGAAAAGAUUGUCAGCUCUAUGAACCUUGAAAAAUCAGAUUCUCCACCUCCAAAACCUCCACGUACCCGCAGUUGCCUUGUUGAAGGGGAUGCUAAAGAAGAAAUAUUACAGCCUCCAGAACCUCACCCUGUACCACCCAUCUUGACACCUUCUCCUCCUUCAGCCUAUCCAACAGUUACCACAGUAUGGCAAGACAAUGACAGAUAUCAUCCAAAGCCCGUGUUGCAUAUAGUUUCAUCAGAACAGCAGUCAACAGACCUCAAUAAAAAUUAUAAUAAAUCAACAGAACUUCCAGGAAAGAAUGAAUCAAUAGUUGAACAUAUGGAGAAGAAACUGGAACGAAAUUUGAGUUUUGAAAUUAAAAAGGUUCCCUUACAGGAGGGACCAAAAAGUUUUGAUGGAAAUUCUCUCUCGAAUAGAGGACAUGCAAUCAAGAUUAAAUCUGUUUCACCUUGUACAACUGAAAAACUCUCAAAGUCACAGGAGCCAAGUUCAGGGGAUUCAAUUGAAGAUGUUUCUCAAAACUCUUGUGUGGACUGUGAUAUAUCACCAUCUAGCAAAGUCUCAGUAACUACACAAGAAAGAAUGCAGAGAAGUUUUGAUACACCUCCAAGACCAGAUUGUUUGCCUCUUAAAGAGAAAGGACAUGCUAUAUGGCCAUUACAUGGUCCUGAAAAUGCAUUGCCUAUUCCUGAUGAGUCUGAGAGCAAACCCUCAGAUAACCAAUGUCAGGCUACUAAAACUAUUUCUCUAACACCAAGCCCCACGUUACAAGUAGAAGCCAACAGUCUUGUGGAUAGUAAUGCACCUUUAGUUAGAGCACCCCUCAGUUUUACUAACCCUCUUCAUUCUGAUGAUUCUGACAGUGAUGAAGGGAACUGUGAUGGAGCCAUACCUAAGAAUGUGACUAAUAUUUCGACAGCAAGUGCUACAGUUUCUGCUGCCACUAGCACUGAAAACAUUUCUACUAGAAAAGUAUUACCAAUGUCCAUUGCUAGACAUGAUGUACCUGUUACAAUAUGUUCAGGGCCUGAAAAAGAUGUUGAUGUUAGCGAAGAUUCGCCUCCCCCACUACCUGAAAGAACUCCUGAAUCUUUUGUAUUAGCAAGUGAUCAUAAUACACCUGUAAGAUCAGUUGAGUGGAAUGAACUUCAUACCCAAGAGCAGUCUGAACAAAAGAAAUCUGAAGGCUUGAUAUCUACUGACAAUAAAACAUUUGAUCAUCCUGUAGCAAGUGAUGAGAUGGAGACUGAUCCAGAAUGUUUACUCCCUACUUUAGGUAACAAAGAUCGUAUUUCAGAAAGUCCAGCUGAAACCACAGAUAUUGGUUUUGGUAAUCGUUGUGGAAAACCUAAAGGACCAAGAGAUCCACCGUCAGAAUGGACAUGAUGCAGGGAAACAAAGGACACAUAGAAUUAUACUGGAAAAUUCAAGUGCCACUGAAAACCAGAUUGAUAUAUUUCACUUCCCCCCCAAAAUAGAGAAAAGAUUGGGUUGUGGGUGGGAGCAGUUUUGAGCGGUUUCUAAGAGAGCAGUGUUGAUUGUAACCUACAAAGGGUAUGAAUGUUUUUAAGUACAUCCAUUUUAAACUUAAACAUUCACAACAGUGGAUUCCAGUAUUACAUUCUAAUUUUUUGGGGGGGAGGGAGGGAAUGGGACCAUCUACUCUGCCUUAUUGUACACUUAGGAAAAAGUAUUACAUAUGGUUUAUUUUGUAACUUCAAGUAUUAUUGCCUUAAUGUCUAUUAACCCUGUUACACGCUGCUUGUAGACAUAUGUUAAUACAGUAAUACUUUUAUGAGAAAUUGAGUUUAUGGACUACUCUUUUGCUAAUGUUUUAUCAUGUAUGCAUUAUUUUGUAUAUGUACAGGGCAAGUAGGUAUAUAAUUUGAUAAAGUUGGAAUCAUAAGAUAUUAACAGAAGAUGUAAGGAAUCUCUGCAUGGUCUAAAUCUUUGUCUACCUUAUUUGUAAAUUAUUUGCCCUGAUGUUUUAGAAAAUAGUUUCAGAUUUUUAAAAUUGCUGGACACAUGCUGUCAGCAUUACAGGUUAGCAGAGAUAAAAAGAUUGUAAUAAUUUUGUAAAUUGUAUGCAAAAGGUUAUUUUUAUAUUAUAUACUGUUUGUUGAUC
Molecule: messenger RNA, 3148 nt
Organism: Sarcophilus harrisii (Tasmanian devil)
Lineage: Eukaryota; Metazoa; Chordata; Mammalia; Dasyuromorphia; Dasyuridae
Gene: PTPN12
Product: protein tyrosine phosphatase non-receptor type 12
Exons: 18
Coding region: 67-2409 (780 amino acids)
Biological process (GO): peptidyl-tyrosine dephosphorylation
Cellular component (GO): nucleus; cytoplasm
Molecular function (GO): non-membrane spanning protein tyrosine phosphatase activity
Source: RefSeq, a predicted model, not a curated record